Messenger RNA from Epinephelus moara (kelp grouper), 906 nucleotides. Its product is annotated as olfactory receptor 5AN1-like. The transcript has 5 exons. Gene Ontology annotation, molecular function: olfactory receptor activity; G protein-coupled receptor activity. The record is from RefSeq and is a predicted model, not a curated record. Lineage: Eukaryota; Metazoa; Chordata; Actinopteri; Perciformes; Serranidae. Gene Ontology annotation, biological process: G protein-coupled receptor signaling pathway. Gene Ontology annotation, cellular component: membrane. The coding region runs from base 1 to 906 and encodes 301 amino acids.
AUGCGUCAAGAUUCAUACCUGCCCUUGUCGACCAAUCAGAGAUCCAGCUCUGUUAACGGCACCUGGGAGCCUGAUGGCGUCACUUUCUUCAUCAUCCAGGGCCUCGCCAGCCUUGGUGAGAAAAAGAUGAUAGUUUUUGUCCUCCUGCUUCUGGGUUACAUCAUCAUCCUGGGAGGAAACAGCAUGAUCAUCUUUGUGGUGCUGACUGAUUCAAAGCUCAACUCUCCCAUGUAUUUCUUCCUCUCCAACCUCUCCUUCGUGGACAUCCUCUUCACCACCACCACCAUCCCCAAAAUGCUGUCGGGCCUCCUGACAGACGUGAAUACCAUUUCCGUCCCAGGCUGCUUCCUCCAGAUGUAUUUCUUCUUUCAGCUAGGUGUAACUGACUAUGCCAUCCUGACUGUCAUGGCAUACGACCGCUACGUGGCCAUCUGCAACCCUCUGCGCUACACGGCGGUCAUGACUCGGCCCGUCCGGCUGCUCCUCAUCGCAGGAGCCUGGAGUUUUGCCGCCUUCUGCACACUACCAGCUACCUCCGCAGCGGCUUUACUGCGGCCCCAAUGUGGAGUCCUCAUCCUCACCUCCUACAUCCUGAUAGGUGUUUCCAUAUCGAGGAUGGGUGUCGCUCAAAGGCUAAAGGCCUUUGGGACGUGUGCCGCCCACCUGACUGUGGUGUCCAUCUCUUACAGCUCGGCCUCGUUUGUAUACAUCUCCUACAGGGUGGGAAACUUUUCACCUGAGGACCGUAUCAUUGUGUCUGUGCUGUUCUCCGCUCUGACUCCUUUCCUAAACCCGAUGAUCUACAGUCUGAGGAACAAGGAGCUGCGAGAGUCCAUCAGGAGGACUCUGAGCAGGUUCAGACCUGCUGCUGUGUUGCCCACAAAGGACGUCCACACAGUGUCCUGA